Chionomys nivalis (European snow vole) is the source of this 1251-nucleotide messenger RNA. It is a transcript of the gene Il5ra, whose product is annotated as interleukin 5 receptor subunit alpha. The record is from RefSeq and is a predicted model, not a curated record. NCBI's taxonomy places the organism in Eukaryota, Metazoa, Chordata, Mammalia, Rodentia, Cricetidae. The coding region runs from base 1 to 1251 and encodes 416 amino acids. Gene Ontology annotation, molecular function: protein binding; cytokine receptor activity. Gene Ontology annotation, biological process: immunoglobulin mediated immune response; cytokine-mediated signaling pathway. The transcript is spliced from 10 exons. Gene Ontology annotation, cellular component: external side of plasma membrane; membrane.
AUGCUGCCUACGUUAGUAAUUCUUGUGGGGUCUUGGGCAACACUGCAAGCUGACUUACUUUCUGACAAAAAGGCUUUACUUCUGCCACCUGUCAAUUUUACCAUUAAAGCCACUGGAAUAGCCCAAGUUCGUUUACACUGGGACCCAAACCCUGACCAAGAGCAAAGCAAUGUUGAUCUACAGUAUCAUGUGAAAAUAAAUGCUCCACAAGAAGAUGACUAUAGUACCAGGAAGACUGACAGCAAGUAUGUGGCCCCUCUGCAUGAUGGCUUUGCAGCUAGUGUGAGAAGCAUCCUAAAGAGAAGCCACGUUUCCCUGGCCAGCAGUUGGGUUUCUGCUGAACUCAAAGCUUCACCAGGGUCUUCUGGAACCUCGGUUAUGAAUUUGACGUGUUCCACAAACACUGUCGUGAGUAGUCACACCCACUUGAGGCCAUACCAAGUGUCUCUUCGCUGCACCUGGCUUGUUGGCAAAGAUGCCCCUGAAGACACACAGUACUUCCUAUACUAUAGGUUUGGUGCUUGGACUGAAGAAUGCCAAGAAUACAGCAGAGAUACACUGAACAGAAAUACUGGAUGUUGGUUUCCCAGGACGUUUAUCAACAGCAAAGGGUUUGAGCAGCUUGCAGUACAUGUUAAUGGCUCAAGCAAGCAUGCUGCAAUCAAGCCCUUUGAUCAGCUGUUCGCUCCACAUUCCAUUGAUCAAGUAAAUCCUCCAAGGAAUGUCACAGUUAAACUUGAAGAAACUUCUCUUUAUAUCCAAUGGGAGAAACCAGUUUCUGCCUUUCCAGUCCAUUGCUUUAACUACGAAUUGAAAAUUCACAACACAAAGAAUGGCUACUUUCAGAUGGAAAAACUGGCCACCAACAAAUUCAUUUCAAAAAUUGAUGAUGUUUCUACAUAUUCUAUUCAAGUGAGAGCAGUUGUGAGCUCAUCUUGCAGAGUAUCUGGAAGCUGGGGCCAGUGGAGUCAACCUAUUUAUGUGGGAAAAGAGAAGAAGCUCUUGGCAGAAUGGCGUCUCAUUGUGUUUCCAGCAACCUCCUGCUUUGUCUUGUUAAUUUUCUCUCUCAUCUGCAGAGUAUGUCACAUAUGGAUUAAGCUAUUUCCAUCAGUUCCAGCCCCUAAGAGUAACAUUAAAGAUCUCCUUGUGGUGACUGACUAUGAGAAAGCUGCUUGGAAUGAAACCAAAAUUGAAGUUGUAAGUUAUGUGGAAGAGGCUGGAUUUGAAGUCAUGGAAAACUCCAUGUUUUAA